Molecule: messenger RNA, 2482 nt
Organism: Astyanax mexicanus (Mexican tetra)
Lineage: Eukaryota; Metazoa; Chordata; Actinopteri; Characiformes; Acestrorhamphidae
Gene: ulk3
Product: unc-51 like kinase 3
Exons: 17
Coding region: 103-1521 (472 amino acids)
Biological process (GO): peptidyl-serine phosphorylation; autophagosome organization; autophagy
Cellular component (GO): autophagosome; cytoplasm
Molecular function (GO): protein serine/threonine kinase activity; ATP binding
Source: RefSeq, a predicted model, not a curated record
CGUCAUUUUCAGCUGACAGUAAGCAUGCACAGGAAGAAAACAUCGGGCUGCAGUUCAUCCAGCUGAAGCGGCUCUUUACCCCAGAAAGGAAGGAGCUGGUGGAUGUGUCCUGUCCAGGGAAGCAUGGCCUCGAGCUUUGCCCCACCGAAGCUCGCUGACUUCAUUCUGACUGAGAAACUUGGGAGUGGCACCUAUGCUACCGUCUACAAAGCCUACAGGAAGACUGACAGCAGAGAGGCGGUGGCCGUGAAGGUGGUCAGUAAGAAGAGUCUGAACAAAGCUUCUAUGGAGAACCUUCUGACGGAGAUAGAGAUCCUGAAGACAGUGCGCCACCCACAUAUUGUGCAGCUUAAAGACUUCCAGUGGGACAGUGAGAAUAUCUACCUCAUUCUGGAGUGGUGCUCGGGGGGAGAUCUGUCCCGCUUUAUCCGGAGCCGCCGGAUCCUGCCUGAGAGAGUGGCUAGACGUUUUCUACAGCAGAUAGCCUGCUCUCUGAAGUUUCUCCAUGAGAGGAACAUCUCCCAUCUGGACCUCAAACCCCAGAACAUUCUACUUAGUGGCAGCGUGCUGAAAUUAGCAGAUUUCGGCUUUGCUCAGUACAUGUCUCCGUGGGAUGAGCAGAGUGCUCUGAGGGGCUCUCCUCUCUACAUGGCUCCAGAGAUGGUGUGCAGGCGACAGUAUGACGCCAGAGUGGACCUCUGGUCUGUAGGGGUCAUCCUAUAUGAGACGUUAUUUGGCCGAGCGCCAUUUGCAUCCCGCUCCUUUGCUGAACUUGAAGAGAAAAUCCGUAGUGAUAAACCUAUAGAGCUGCCAGCCGGUGCCAGAGUGUCCAGAGACUGCCGGGAUUUGUUGCUCAGGCUGCUGGACAGAGACCCAGACUCUCGCAUUUCUUUUGAGGAGUUCUUUCUGCAUCCGUUUGUUGACCUGGAGCACAUGCCCAGCGCCGAGAGCCUGGGCAAGGCAAAGGAGCUGGUUCUGCGGGCCGUGCAGAAGGAUCAGGAGGGUGAACGAGCAGCUGCUCUGUCUCUGUACUGCAGCGCUCUGGAGCACUUUGUACCUGCCAUCCACUAUGAGACAGACAGACAGAGAAAAGAGGUCCUGAGACAAAAGGUCAACCAGUACGUGUCUCGAGCUGAAGAACUCAAAGCUCUGGUGGCUUCAGACAACAGAAUCAGCUUUGAGAGAGCAAAGUCAUCCAGGGAUAUAUUAAGGGAAAUGUCUAAGGAUCAUCCGCGAUUACUUACCGCACUGGAUUUAGCCGCCGCUGCUGUAGCCAAGGAGGAUUGUGGGUUGGAGGAUUACGAAACGCUGGAUCUGUAUCAGCAGAGUCUGGGAGAGCUGCUUCUGGCCUUGGCUGCCGAGUCUCAGGGCCGCAGGAGGGAGCUGCUCCACGGCGAGAUUAAGAGUUUGAUGAGUCGAGCAGAAUACCUAAAGGAAAAGAUUAAGAUUCGGGAAACCCAGAGAGAUGUGGAUAAAGACCCUGUAUCGGAAUCUGUACGGACAUCAUGUUGUCUACAGUAACUACAACUGCAUCUCAUUAUGGAUUCAACUGGGAAAAUCACAUUAGCCUACUGGAGGCUGACCCUCUGACUUGGAAUCCAAAGGAAUCUGAUUGGGUUUUCGGGGUGAAUUUAUCUGCCCUCAACCAGUCACAUGUUCACACAAGUUCAGACGGCUGCUGCUUCUUUUUAGCAUGUAGCAUUAGGGCUAGUCAAUUUGCUGGAUAAAUGAAUACUGUACAACACCAAUGUUACAUUGACUGAUGUUUUUACUCGUACUGUAUAUCCUCACAUCUAUGCUUUUCGUUUUUGGUCACGUGACUGUCUUAAGAGAUUUUGCUAAGGUUUAGAGAUUUCAGAAUAAUUGGUACUGUAAACAAAAAAGUGAGGAAACUCGUGAAUCAUUAGGUGUCCUUUUUAUUUUGUUUAAGCUGUGCUUUUUCUGCCACUUCAGGCGAAUUUUUUACUCUGCAGUGAACACACACACACACACACACACACACACACAGCGGCCCUCACCGCAGCUCGUCCGCAGAAUAAGUGGGGCUUUGGGUCCAUGUGGCUUUCCUCCCUGUUUGCUCUGCUCUUGCAUUUACUUUUGGGCUGCCACACAUCAAGCUCCGAGACUUUUUCUUCUGCUCGCCUCGCGCGCCACUGGUUAACAGUUUAGAUUGGUGGCGCGGCAGUAAAAACACUGUGAAGCUUCGGCCAGUUCUGUCUCCUAACUGUACAAAACUGACUGGCAAAAAAUAAGAAGUUAGGCACUUAGUGUGGAUGGUACAAUUAUAGUACAUUCAAUGUACAAAAGUCUGUUUUUGGAAAUGCUAUUUGCUGUAUGCUGGAGUGUAAACACUGAUUCCUGUUUGUUUGUUUGUUUGUUGGUUUAUAUUGUCUAAGCAUUUUUUUUCUAUGUUAAUAUUUUUGUUUGAAUUAUUUAUGGAUUUUCUUGCCUAAAAAUGAACUUGAUUAAAAUGUAAUUACAA